Molecule: messenger RNA, 14638 nt
Organism: Nasonia vitripennis (jewel wasp)
Lineage: Eukaryota; Metazoa; Arthropoda; Insecta; Hymenoptera; Pteromalidae
Gene: chinmo
Product: zinc finger protein chinmo
Exons: 7
Coding region: 1495-3207 (570 amino acids)
Biological process (GO): regulation of transcription by RNA polymerase II
Cellular component (GO): nucleus
Molecular function (GO): protein binding
Source: RefSeq, a predicted model, not a curated record
UGCAGGGCGGAAUAUUGCGGUUAUGCGUUGUGUAAGUUGCUGUGAAUUAUUGUACUGGCGAGUCUCUUUUUUUUGGCUGCGUAUGUGGAUGGGAUUGAUUGCGCGUAGAGAGAAGGGUUGUAGCGGAAUUCAUGCAAUUUUUCGAGCGCAGUAGAUACCGACCGCAUUGGUGAGGCGACGUGAUCAACGUGGAAUUAGACAGAAAACACACUCGUCUCGCACAAGUAACAUUCGGAGCGCUGCAAAAAUAUUGCACAGCGCAGCCAUUUGGCCAUGCGAAAUUUCAGGAAAAAUUUUAAGCUCUCCAAGCGCCAGAGUAGCGACGGGAGAGAAUAAUAAGCCACUCGAACAAAUGCAUUCGAGGCAUCCUGCACUAUAUACGCGCAUAGUAUACACGUACACACCCCCGCAUCCGCAUACAUCGCUGCGCGUCCGGAACUCGAGCUUUUACAAUGUUCUCUCUUUCUCGCGUAUACCCUCUCGCUCAUAUUUUCGCUCACUCUCUUUCGCAUAUUCAUUAUUUAACUCUCUCAGUCUCUUCCGCUGCCGCUGCUUUUUUCUCUCCACUCAUCUCUCCCCGCGCGCGCUACCCCUUUUCCCUUAACUAAACAACGAACGUUCGAAACACGAAAAAGUUCCGAAUACCCACUCCUCCCCCUAUCCGACCUCCCUCCCGUGUAUUCAUUAAAAACAUUCGCUAUGAUAAUCCUAAUUAAAUGCGCCGACUAAUUUGCGGUGGACCGCGAUGAGCUUAUUGAGCUUGCGACGUGGAAACCGGAGUUGAGUAAUUUUGCGCGUUGCAGUAUGUAGAAAAAAAGCUCUGCAAUCUUGAAGAUAUCCACAACGUGCAGCGACGCCGAAGGGAUAAAAAAUGAUCUCGCUGCCCGGGGCUCCCGAAAAAAGCUCGCCCGGUCUCCGUCCCUGGCAACCUUGUAAAGCUCUCUCUCUCUCUCUCUCCAGCGGCGCUUGUAUACGCCAGGGAGCGCGAGAGAGAUUCGCACACGCACACACAUAGAGAGAGAGAGAGAGAGUCGCCCGAACCCUCCGCGUAGAAAGAGAAAGUACUUUUUAGCGAAAGUGAUGGUCGUGCGGCUGGGGUUGCGCUCUCGGCGUGGGCGGCCCUCUGUACAGGGGCGCUGCCGCAGCUCGGCAGGAGGAGGAGGAGGAGGAGAGUAGCCGGCGGUGGUAACCUUGCAACCCCCGACUACGCGGAGGCGCGCAAGCUGCGCAGACUCGCGCGAGAAGGAGCAGAAGGGGAAAUUCGAGUGCGUGAGUGAGAGAGAGAGAGAGAGAGAGAGAGAGAGAGAGACCGGGAUCCCGGGGUAUGGCUGUACGAGCGUAGGGGGUAGGUCUACACAGGCUGCGCGGGUGUGUGUGUGUGCGUGCAGGGGGUGCGCGCGCGCUUGCGCUUGCAGCCGGCUGCCGGCGGCGCGAACAUCCUCGAGAGAACGGCGGCGCGCGCGACAGUGACGGGCGUGACGUAGUCGGAGGAGGAUGUACGCCCCGGUCGGCAACGGCCCCAGCAAUCAUCAAUCAUCCCUGCUUAAUUCAUGGUGGCUUCAUCCACUAGCUGGAGGAGCAGUCGGGCACGGGUGCGAUAGAGAGGGGAAUUCCACAGUGGAGGGCGGCAGCGAUAGGGGUGGCGGCGAAGGUCACGGGGUCGGGCCAAGGGGUGGCAUUAUGGACUCUCAUCAACAGCAGUUCUGCCUCAAGUGGAACAGUUUCGGCAGUAAUCUAGCCACGGCCUUCUCGAAUCUCUUCAAAAGCGAGAGUCUCACCGAUGUCACCCUUUUCUGCGAGGGCGUCACAUUCAAAGCACACAGAUUGAUCCUGGCGGCAUGCAGCAAGCACUUCCAGGAGCUGUUCGAGGGCAUGCCGCCCUCGCCGGCGGGCCUCAUCGUCAUCCUCGACGGUACGAGCGCCAACAACAUGGCGGCGCUGCUCGAGUUCAUGUACCGAGGCGAGGUCCACGUCUCCCAGGAGGCGCUCAGUUCUUUUCUCAAAGCUGCCGAGUGUCUGCAGGUGAAGGGUCUGUCGAUAGAGCACGAGAAGCUGGCCGUGGCGCAGAGGCACGCGGCCGAGAACAAUAACUCACCCACAGAGCCCGGCAGCAGCAACAGCAGCAGCGCCAGCGCCGGUAGCAACAACAACAACAACAACAACAGCGGCACAGCGGCGCAGGCAACGGCUGCCGAAAGCGCCGAGGCAUCGGAGAACGGACUGGCCAGGGGCAUCAAAAGGAGGACCCCGACACCCGCGCCCCCAUCCCCGGCGCCCACCUACUCGCUGCCCAACGUCUACUCGGCCGCGCACUAUUACGACAGCCCCCAGAAGAGGCUAAUGAGGUCGCCGAGCAACGUGGACAGCCUGAACAGAGCGUCGGUGUUGCGCGACGGAGCGGCCUUCCGGCCGGCAUCGGCGCCUCACCCGCUGCUGCUCGAGAAUCACCUGUACCAGCCAUUCAGCCAUCCCUCGGAGACGCCGACCCACCCCCACACCGCGCCCCACACGCCCACGGAACUCGAACGGGAACUCGAGCGGGAACGCUCGGAGGAGCGCGAGCGCAACGGCGACACCAAGGACUUUGUCGCGGAAGAUCUGCGAAUAAAGCAGGAGCCGGUGUCGUUCUGCGACCGCGAGCGAGUGGACAAGCUGGCGGAGCGUCUGUCCGGCGAGCUCUACUCCGCGGGCAACCGGGGCAGCUUCGAUUCGGGAAACUACGUCAACAGCACCGAGCACAUGCAGCGUCAGCAGCAGCAGCAGCAGCAGCAGCAGCAACAGCAGCAACAGCAACAGCAGCAGCAGCAACAGCAAGAGCAACGCGAGCACAAUUCGGGAAACGGACAACUGGGCGCCGGGAUGGCGAGCUUGCCACCUGCUCACCCGCCGACACCGGACCUCAGUCCGGCGCCGACGACCCCCGCGAUGUGGAACUCCAAGAUCAACAAGGCCGGCACCGUCACGACGCCCGAUGGUAAGAAGCUGAAGUGUCCGUUCUGCGAGAGGCUGUACGGCUACGAGACGAACCUGCGCGCCCACAUCCGGCAGCGGCACCAGGGCAUCCGAGUGCCCUGCCCGUUCUGCUCGCGCACCUUCACCCGCAACAACACCGUGCGCAGGCACAUAGCCCGCGAGCACAAGCCCGAGCUGAGUCUCAAGGCGUUGCAGCAGGCCAACCACUCGGUACCGGACGCGGUGCAGCAGUAGCUGGGAGCUCGAGGCAGGCGGUCGGCCACGACCUGCAGUACCAGUAGCAUCAGCAGCAGCGGCGCUGGGAACAAGCAGCAGCUGUCGCCGCGGUUACCGAAGUAGUAUCCGAUUUUCCAGCGACAGCAGCGCCGGCCCCCCGGACACGCGGCGGACAGAAGAAGGACACCCUCCCGAGACUAUAUAUUAAAUCUCGCGGCGAGAAUCACACAAAACUAGUCAAUGAAAGUGCAACGGUCGAGAGUAAGGAUUUAACCAUUUGAAGCGUUUAAGAAGUUAGUAGAAAAAGAAAACAAAGAGAGACACACAAACGCGAGAUUCGAUGAUCGGGUGUGCGAUUGUAAGAAGAAAAAUAUUCAUCCGUAUGAUUAUGAUGAUGCUGAUGAUGUGUGAGUAAGUGUGCGAGUGCGAGAGAGAAAGAGAGAGAGAGAGAGAGAGAGAGAGAGAGAGAGAGAGAGAGAGAGAGAGAGUGCUUUAUGAUAUGAGAUUACACAUAUGAAUGCGCGGAGCGUGAGUACCGAAACAAUCUCAUAGUAACUCGGGUAUGUUAUACCUGAUCGAUAUGUAAAUGCAGGGCAAAGGAGAUUUUAAGAGAAGAAAUGAAGAAUCUAUCGUUACCGCAAUAAUUACAAAGACUAUAGUUUAUAAUACGAUGAUAAAUACGAUGAUUCGUACACCGAGAGGAAGGUGAUGAUAUCGGCGUAUAUACAAGAUAGAUAUGAAACUAACCGAGCUGCGAUAACAAAACCGAUAAAUAUUGAUCCUAGUUUUUUAUAAUAGCAUAUUGAAACUGUUGAUAUACUGCUGAGAGCCUAGUGUGGCCGUUAUGCCGUCUUUUUUUAAACUCUGCAUUAUUAUGAAGAUUUUUAAUAGGCUUUAAGUUUUACAACUAUUUAUAUACAACUCAACAUUGCCUCAGAUUUACGCAUAUACUUAUUGAUACGCACAGUGCCAAAACGGAAAAAAAAAAAACAAACAAACAAACCGAUCACUGCAGGAUAGUACUCAGUCAGUUUCUUCGCGCACACACACGUGAAACGAUGAUAAUAGAUAUUUAUGAAAUAUACUGGGCGGAACGAGACGUAUACCUCGAAUACGUAUCAAACUACUACUACUAAUUAUUACUACUACUACUACUACUACUACUACUGCUACCGAACCUUUGUUUUGCUUUCGUCGAUAUUAAGUACGAGCGUAUACUUCAUAAUAGCGUUAACUUUAAGGACGAACAGAAACUAGCCACGUUGAAGCAUUAUGAUAAAGAAAUAAUAAAAAUGAGGAUAAAAAACUCCGAGCGCGCGAUUGCCGGCGCUACCUGCGGGGAGGGCCGAACUUUCGUGAAGGACCGACUUUGCUUCGGGCCGGCGCAUCGUAACUAAGACUGCAAUAUUUAUAUAUCGACUGUUUCCGUACGUGCAAUAGAGAACGAGAUAGAUAGAUUGAUGAUAUGAAGUAUGAUCAUAUGUGAAUAUUAUGAUAUACAUAGGUCGCUCGCGACCGACACUUUGCCUUUUUACCUGAUACGAACGUUUUUACACAAAGCACGCACUUUAUCAUAUAUAUAUAUAUUGAUAUAUAUAUAUAUAUAUAUAUAUAUAUAUAUGUAUGUAUAUAUAUGUAUGUAUACAUUGAUAUAUAUUGUAUAUGUACAUGAAUGUAUAUUUACUUCUAUGCGUUUUCUCUGUUUUUUCCUCGAUAAAUGGGUGAUGAUGAUGAUGAUGAUUUACGCCUCCUUCACGAGACUGCGCCGAGACCUUGUGGGUAAAGAAAUAGCUGGCAAUCGCGACGCGCCGAGUGAUUAAACGCGCGAUUAAACUACAGAGCAAAACAAUCAAUAUCAUUUUGUUAACUAUUUACAGUGUUUAAUGAAACAGCGGACUUUUGUCCGGAGCAAUAGUGAAACGCGAUUUUUAUAGGUAAAAUAAUAAUGAAUAAGCGAAUUACACAAAGAGUAUAAUUAAACAUAGUAGAGCCGCCGGAUCGUCAAACGGGAUAAGAGAGAUGAAAUAGUUUAUGAGAUAAACCUAUAAUAGACGAUGGAUCGGAAUGCAGAUAUGAUUGAAAGUGAGCGAGAAAGAAUUUAAUUGUAGGGAAGGAAGUGGUUAAUUUCUUUUACCGAUCGAUGAGAGACCGAGUGACAUUCUUCAUUUUUCCGCUCUCGAUUAGCAUUCUUGAUUUUGCAUCAUAAUGUAAUACAAGAUCACGGAUGGCAGUUCUGAACGGACAAAGUGGUUUUAUGUCGGUGUUAUGUACUCGACCGCCUUAUGUAAUCAAUUGACGAUAGACGAUUAUAUUUUACGCGAUUGGAAGCUCACAUAGUUAGGGAUACUCCUAGUCAGGAGGGCAUCGCGAUAUUAAUUGUUGCAGUAUUUACAUGUUUUUAAAGCAGAUUCUUUCUUCUUAAUCUUCUUAUAAGCUCAAUAGUUUUUGUUACAGAAGCGAUCGAUGAAAUCGAUCAUUACAGUUACCUCACAACGAUAUGCCUAUAAUAGUGAAACGUUAUUUAUAUCAUAGAAAGACAAUAGAGACAAUAGAGAUUUAUUUAAUGUUUAUUACUGAUAUAGAACACAAGAGGCAUUUUUUACAGUCAAGACAUUACGUAGUUUAAAUGGAAAUGAACCGUGAUGAAAGACAAAGAAAAUAGUAAGGGAAUACGAAUGGAACAAAUAAUAGAAUAAAACGGAACAAUAAUAGUAAUCAGUAGCGAAGAUAAAGUUAAAGAAACAAACAAACCGCGUGAAACAGCGCAAAUCUGCCAAAAGUAUGAAACUUGCUACCUCAGAGCCUUUUCAGACGUAUAACGUAACGUAACAGGGAAUAGAACUGAUAGUCAUUCAAUAAUAUUACGCAUUCACAAGCACAAACUCUCAAAACCACACCUACAUUGAUAUUCAUAUUGCAUACACGUUAUACAUAUAUCAUACGAGCAUUUCAGCGCGUAACGAGGAACAAAAUUUCUUUUUUGUUUUCCUUACAUAUACUUGGAUACAAGGCAUUUCGGUAUCGCGGUAUGUAAUUUACUUCAGUCAAAUGAGUUGAUCACACAAUCAGUACUCGACGUAGAAAGUAGAUAUAAAUAUUUAUUUACGUUAUAAAAGAGUAAAUAGUUUGUUAUAAAGAGGAUUUUAUUUUUGCACUUUUGUACCUAUAUUAAUUGUGACUUGGGUGAAACAAAUCAUAAUUUACUGAGUUUUGCAGGACGAGUAAAUGGCAUUAAUUUUUUCGGUCGAUCACAUUUUCACUCACAGAUCACGACAAGAAUGAAAAAUAAUAAUAAUGAAUCGCUACGUUGUUACGAUUGCGUCAAUCUUUUUUCAUUUAACUUUUUAUAAAAAAAUACCGGAAAAAAGAAGCAAAAAAACUAACUGCGUAUACAAAGAGUCGAGUUGAAAUUUUCACGCCCGCAACAGCAGAAAUACCUAUAUACUAUUGUAUGCGUGUGGCGAGAACUAGAGGCGCGAGUGAGUGGUGUUGCACUAUUUUUACCGGAUAUGCGAGAAACUAAAUUUAAGAUUUCGAGUAUGUAAACGUACGCGUAAGUGAAAAAAAUUAUAUCUAUAGACAAAAAUUUCGCUCUAAAGAUUGCAAAAAAAAUUGAUGAAAAAAAUUAACUGUAAGUUCAAGCUCUGCGCAGAAGUGCAACAUAUUACUAGGUCGAUGGGGUGAUUUUUCGCGAGGAGAGUGGAGCAAAAAAAAGGGAGGACGAGUGGACAGCCGGUAAAAAAAGGACAAAGUGGGUGGGCGGCCAGGAGACGAUGCGUCGAGAAACGGAAGGCGAAAUUUAGCUAAGGCGUCUUAUUAACGAAAAUUUUCGAGGUUAUUCAACCAAUGCCGGUGUACCUAAAAAAUUACCCGUACUGUAAUACUUUUCGAUACAUAUAUGAAAUACUUCAUGCAUACAGAGAGAGCGGUAGGGAGAGAAAAGUACGCGAGAAGGGCAGUUAAUAAUGAGACGGCGCGCCAGCACUAUUAUUAUAGUUUGUAAAUAUAAAUUAUCACUUCGUUUAUACUUUUCUUCGUUUAAUUCAUGGGAUGAAUUGAAAAGUUUUUUUUCUUCUAUUUAAACGCUAUAUAAAAUGAUAUAUAUUUUUUUCUUUUCCCGAAACGCGCCUCGUCUUUCCGCUGAGCGGAGACGGGAGCGCGUCUUGCGUUAUAAAAACAUUUCAGUGUGACUGAAAAUGAAUUCGUAUUUUUUUUCUAUUCUUCGUUUCUAAGUUUAUUGAGUUACCAGACGAGGUGAGCGUUCACCACGUUUACGUCUUUUUUCUCUAUUAUUAUUAUUAUUACUAUUAUUUUUUACUUAUUAAUCGGCGUUAGAUUUACAGUGCACGCGAAAAGCAACGCGCGAGAGCUUUCUUCUCUCUCUGGAAAUGUGCCGAUAAGUUUUGCAAUCCCUCGAGGAUCUUUCGCGCUUUCUAUACUAAAUAUUUUUCGCUAAUUUGUACAUAGAUAUAUAAUUAAAGUAACCAUGCUAUAAAUCUACGGAAUUUAAUGCGUUAAUCGGUGUGUUUGGCAUGUUUUCUAUUUAAAAACGAUGAAAUUAUUCUCAUUGAAUUUAGAGAGUAAAGCUGAACGAACAGAUCGACACAUUUUCUAGAUUUGCGCUCAUAUAUUUUACAUGUAAUACGCAUACAAAAUUUAAUGGAUAUAAACACGUCUUUUCGUAAUAUCGUGCACCGAGCGUUUAACAAAAAUUAUAGUAUAGCUACUAGAAAUUCUGUCUGUUUGCGUUCGAAACGGAAAGCAAAAUUGAUUUUCGGCAAAGUGGACAAGCGAACAGGUGCGAAUGCGAUGAUGCGUACGUGUGGAAGCCGCGUGAACGUUAGCUAAGGCAAAAAAACAUAUACCUAGAUUAUUGAUAUAGAAUAUUAUUAUUCUGAUUAUUAAUUAUUAUUAUUAUUACAAGUAUCUAAAGUUAUAACAAUUAUCGUACGAGGAGUAGGAGAAGGAUGAAGGACGCGAAUGGGAUCGUUGAGACGUAUGUGUAUAGUUAUAUUGUAAAUGUGCAUGUGAAAGAAACCGAUUUGGCAGUGCGGCCGGCAUAGCAAACAAAAAUAAUCCUCUUUCUCCCACUGUCGCGCUUCCGUAUUUGAGUAAGCGAGCGCGAGACAAAAUUUCAGUAAAAAAAGCAAAAAAAAAACGAAAAAAAAAUUCGGGAGAAAGAGCCGAAAAUUCGUAAGUUUAGAAGUAUCGUCCGUUGUCGUAUAUAUAAAAAAGUGAAGUUCGCGUUCUGUUGUUUUUCAGUUUCCUCCUCAUUUAACGUUUGGAGAAGUGGCGAACGGGCGGGAAAUUUGAAUCCGUCUCGAUGGUAUAGACGAUUGCGUACGUUUGCCGAAACAUGUACAAAAUAAACACACACACACACGCAUAAACACAGACACACUUGCACUUAUGUACGUUUUUCAUCGCGUAAUCGCGUGUAUUUGUUGGUUUUCCACUUCUGUUUUUGUUGAUUAGUUUAAAGGAUAAAUAGAAAAAAUGGUAAGAAAAACGCGUCGAGCGGUUCGAGGGAAAAAUCGCGCGACGUUUUAUCCGUGCGGAGCUGGACGAGGACGAGCGCGAAAUUUGAAUUAUUAAACUCGGGUUUGAAAAACUCGAGGCGUUUUGGACCCCACAAAAGAAAAAACAAAUUUCGGCCGUUGAUUACACGUGAAAGAAAACAUUGUAAAGUUGGAUUACCUCGGAAUCGUCCAGCUCGGCCGAUCGCACACCAAAGCCUGUCCCGGUUUUACGGAGGUGUCGUAUAGGUACUGCGUGCAUACGCGUUGCGAUUCAAAACAAAGAAAUAUAUGCGCGCGUACGUACCACCGCCUAUGUAUAUAUUCUAUAUUUAUAUACAAAAAAAUAUAUAUAUAUAUAUAUAUAUAUUAAUUGAAAAUUAAAUGAAGGAGAACACAUGGCUACGCAUGAUGAUUCAGAGAAAAGCGGAGACGAGAGCGAGAAAGAGAAAUGGGGUGGGAGUGUAUCGAGAGCUUGGUAAAAGCGAGCAUUGUAAUACGCUAUAGGAUAAUAUGUUGCAUGUUGUUUAUAUAAUAUGUGUUUUUGAACGGAUUCAAAAUCCUCUUAAUAGAUGUCGUGGUGGUGUGACACAUCAUGGACGCGCGCGCGCUUCAUUAGGCAAAAAUGACGUUCUUUAAUUUCCAGGCCGUAAAUGUCGUAUGAUACCAGACGCGUAUAGGGUGUUGUGCUAUCAUGCGAUUGUCCGAUGAAGAACCUCCUCUUCUUUAAAAAAAAAACUUGAAACACUUGCGCGCGACGUAGGCAUAGACAAGCAUAAAAAAGGCACGCAAUGAGAAAAAAAAUUCAAUUCAUGAAAAAGGAAAAAUUGAAUUUAAAAAUUUCGACACGAAACCGAGGAUGACAAAGAGACAAAGCAUACUCAAUUACAAAGAACCGACGUGUAAACAAGCGGAUCAAAAAAUACUAAAAAAAAAUUCUAUGCUCAAAAUUAACCACGUGAAAGAGAGAAGCGAUGUUAAAUUUAUAGAGCGAGUCGUAAUAAUCUUUAAAUAAUUGAUGUCAUCACUGUGCGAACUUCACGCUCACUCAUCACCAAAAUUUUGUCACCAAUUCACACUCACAUAGAUACACACACGCACAUAUAAACUAACACACACAUAUUCUUUUUCUUUUUUUUUCUAAUCACUAUAAAGACACGCUAGUUAGAGAAAAAUGGAACGAAUAUAAAGCUGGUGCACUUAUUAUAUGAAUAAUAGACGAGCCAAGACUUGAAAUUCUUGUCGUUGCUCUCGUCGAUUUAUUGCUGCGACGAGUUUGUAGUGAUCGAUAAUUGGAUAAUAUGUACACACGGAAAAAAUAUGUCGCGGAGCGUUAGCCUGUGCCGCUGUUCAUCUUCACUCAAGCACGAUUCAUUUGAACGGAUUAAUAUAUAAUAGAUAAUUAUUUUUUACCGCAGUGAUAUGAAAUGCAGAUAUUUUUAUUGCAGAUAUAAAUAUAUGAUAGAUGAAUAAUAGGAGAGAAGAGUUUAUAUUACGCGAGUGGAGAUGAAGAUCGGCGAAGAUUGACGUUCGGUAGAAUCAGUAUACAUUAAGCGCAAAAAUAAUAAAGAAGUUCACUCAUCAUUUCAUUAGCAGUGCAUGUUAACGUAAACUCUUUACGUAGCCGACGCACGAAUAGAUGCUACGCAUGUACUGUAAUAGUGUAAUAACAUAAUGUUUAUAAUAGCGAAUGCGAAGGUUGAAAAAAAAUUUUGAUUAGAGCGGCGCGGGAUAGCGACGGAUUCGAAUGCGGGGCAAAAUGAAUAUAUAAAACAAAAAGGCGCAGGCGGUCGGCGGACCGCUGAUCUAUAGUACAAAAUAACGCUAAUGUUUAAGGAACAACGUAGAAAGAAAGGAGGGAAUAAGAAAGAUCAUAUUUGCGACAAAUGAAAAAGAUGUUAUAUUAUGAUGACUUACCUGUCUACGUACGCGCUGUAAUAAUUAUUAUUAUAAAGUGAAGAAUAAUCAAAGAGGACGAUCGUUUGCUCGAUUUUUUCAAGCACUCGAGCGGGUUUUUUCUUUUCGCGUGCGUCAACUCUUUUUCUCGCUAAAUUCUCAUACUUAUCUCUUAGUUGCUUUAUAUCCUCUUUAUUAUUAUUCUAAUGAUAACUAUAUUAUUAUUACUUCUAUUGAUUAAUUUGUACCAUUAUUAUUAUGUUACUUCUAUUACAACUAUUAUUAUAAGCUUUAUUAUUAUUAUUAAUAUUAUUAUUAUUAAUAAAUGUUCUUGUUGAAAACGAGAACAGCUGUUGAGUUUUUCUUAUUUUGCUUUGCAGUCUUAGAGAUACGGACGAUAGAUCGUCCUUUGUUGAGUCACUGUGUAUUUAAGAUUGCGUCGAGAAAAAGAGAUCGCACAUCCUGAAAGAGAGACAGUUGUCAGGAGGUUUUAUCUAUAUUAAAGCAAAACCCGUUCGAACGCUGCGUUUAUCCGACGAGGACAUAAUUAUAUGAGACAGAUACAUAAUUGAUGCCGAUAUUUUCAAAUACACGAGUACAAAUGUUAUACCUCACUUGAAGGAUGAGAAAAAAAAAUAAUCACGACAUACAGGGUGCACCGACGAAGCUUACGACGUCUCUGUAGAUAAUUAUUAUAUAUAUAUAUAUUAUAUACGUAUUAUAUAAUUAUACAAGAAUAGCUACAAAGCAACACAAAGUGGUAUUUUGCGAAUUAUUAAAACAAAUAGUACGAUUGAUAUCUCACAGUGAUAAACAGUGAUACUCUGUCGAUACCACGUUGACGUUUAAUUAUAUGAGAAAUGCCAAGUGCAAGAGUCAAGAGUUAAAUGGUGAAUAAAUAAAUGAAAUAAUAAUAAUAAUGGUUAUAGUAAUAAUGGUAUAACGACAAUGAUUAUUACUAUAAUAAUUAAGUUAGAGGAGUAAUAAGAUGAAAUCGAGAGCGCGUCGUGAGGCGGGCGCGAAUAACUUAUCGUUCGCGCUCGCUCGCUCGCGAAUCCUUCUCUCAGGUAUAAUUGAAAACCAAGUACAAACUACAAAGUAUAAUAGUCUAUAAGUAAGAAAUAGAAAAACUGAAGGGAUUCAAAUGAUAAACGACCAUGCAAUUUUUUACAAUAAUAAUAAUAAAAAGAUAAAGAAAAUACAAGCGAUGCAAUAGUCAAGUGAGUGUGGCGGGAAAGGAUAGUCCGUGUUCAGUACCGAGAUUCUCGACUUCAUUUUUACAUACGUGUAUAUACACACAUACACACACUUAUAUAUGUACGACUUCGCGGUUAUGGUUAAACGUAAUUUUCGACACUAAAAAUAAAAGACUUCAUAUUAUAAAGGGCGCCGGAUACCAAGCGCACGCUUAUGUAUCGAAACUCCAUAAAUUUUGGAAUCAAAACAAGCCGACACAGAAUCUCCUGCGAGCGUCGAGCGAUGAUACUUAUUUGUAUUCGCUCGCUGCCGCUUUAAUCCUUCACUACCGCAUUCUCAUGCCUCGAAAGUUCUUCGUUCUAUUAUUUUUCUUUGUUUUUUUACGUUUCGCGCAACAACAUUCGUACGGCAUAUAGUUUUUAUUGUUUAUUCGUACGAUUAUUAUAUUGUCGGAUACUCUCGAGAGUGGACCUCACAUGGGCAUUGCCAACAUGACGUACCGUUUAUAUAAGUAUACGAAACCGCUCUACCUCAAUAUGUAAUUGUAACGACGGUUGUUCCUGCACUUUCAUCGCACGAUUAACGCGUUAGAUAUUUUCAUUUCUCUCAACGCGUACACCGGCCGUAAAGGCUGCUGUACGCGAAGUAUUACACUUUAGUUAUCUCACUGCAAUUCGCGCGAUGUAGUUUACGCGUUAGUUUUUCGUUAAGUUUUUCCCUCGCGUGUAAGUAUCUGUUCUCUUUGAUUUCCUUUGAAGAAGAACACAUCGACAGCUCUCCCUUCCCUCCCCCCCCCCCCAUCAUGAUAUAUCCCUCCAGUCAUCAGCUAGUGUGUAAAUAGAACCGGUUAUAUAUAUUUAUUUAAUAUUUAUGUUUUCUACAUGCGCUGGACGCGAACCAUAAACAUAAUCGCAAAUUAGCCCGUAUAUAUUGUAAAUCCGAUGAUGAAACUAUCGAUUCCCCCGAAUUCGCCCCCCCCCUCUAUCCCUCCUAAUGCGCCCGAUUUACGUACGCGUAAUUCGAGCGAGUAUAAAUAGAGAAGAAGAGUAAAAUAUUAUCACACGAGAACGCGAGCGCGCGCCAAUGCGAGAAAUAUAUUAUAUGAUAUAUAUUAUAUUAUACCUAGGCGUUAAGGAGACAAUGCUUGUUUAGAUUGUAAGCUGCCCCCGGAAUCCCGUCGACCCGCAAUGCGACAAUCGAAAGAAAGAGUUGAAAUUGAAAGCUCGAUAACGAAACCUUCGACCUUUUUUCUGAAAAGAAAUAAAGAAUGAAAAAAAUUGAUUCGCUAUGAAAUUUUAAAGGUAAAAAUAAAUAAAAAAAAGAAAGAAUUAUAACGAGUUGUGAAGCGAGCUGUAAGUGGGAAGGUAUACUCAAUGUAAAAUGACAUAGAACAGGAAGUAAAAUUCUAGAUUUUACCCGACUAGAGCGAAAGAUGAGAAGAAAAAAAGUAAAAGUAAACUAAAAUAAUAAUUGUAAACGAUUAAAAAAAAGCGUAAAAAAUAUGUCUUUUUCGACGAUCACUUGCUUUCGAAAGUUUGAACGAUUUUCACGUCUAGCUUGUCUGUUUAUGUUUCCUUAUAUAUCGGACGGUCCCUUUUCGAACAUUGUAUUGACCUGCACGUAAUUGUAUGUUGAGUAUCAUUCCUAUAAUAGACCGACGUUGUACGAUGUUGCGUUGCACCUGCGAUCGUGGGCGAUUCGAAGAUCGAGGCGUUUCCUGAUAUGCGAACCAUCAUCAUUCGCAUGGCGCUCGAUCGCAGGUCAACUUCUUUGUUGUUUCCUCUCUCGAUGACGAGAAUACGAGUGAAAAUAUGGAGAUAGAUAAGUGAGAGAGUAAAUAGUCUCUCAUAUUGAUAUAGAUAAAUAUUUUAUUUUUUGUACAGUUGAAAUGUCUAUGAUAUCUUUAUUUCUACUCAAGAGCGCGUUACGUGCUUACUUCUCACAGACUCUUGUAUACAAUUUCACUUUUGUUUUCGACCACCACAUGAAUUAUAUAGAGAGGCGUAACCAGCAUUUCGGCUUAUUGAGAGAGGAAAUUUGAAAUAAAAGCGAGAGUAAUAUGGUUACCGAUUUAAUUCAUCAGUGAAUAAUGUAUAUGUAUUCGUACGACCGCAAGGCGACAAUGUUUUUAUGUUAAAGAUUGCGAGAGUGGGUCGCGCGCGCUGACGAGAAUCCGAGGACGAAAGUACGCGUAAGAUUCACGCCAUCGCGCGCGAACUUCGCUCCGUGCUGUGUAGCGAAUUUGUAUUUUGAAAAUACAGAUCCAACGGAGACCGCCUCUUUAUUACAUUUUUCUUUGCAACUUGCGUUAUUUAUACAGGAGGAUACCGGAAGUGAGACGAGCGAGAGUAUGAAAAGAGAGAGAGAGAGAGAGAGAGAGAGAGAACGAGAGAACGAGAGAAAGAGAGAAAGCGAGCGAGAGUAUCGGAAGGAAGGAUGUAGAGUACGCGCGAAAAAAGUAUGCGAGGUCAAAUAAAAGAAGAAGAAAGAGGAGGACAAAAAGCGGUAGAGGGAGAGAAAGGGAGACGCGCGAUCGUAAGGCAAAAUUAAAAAGCUUUGAGGAAAAUUGUCACUUUCGAUGUGGUGCAAGUCGAAAUUCAUGCUUUCGGAGCCCCCAUUUUUCGGCAGAACGAAUCGCACGACGGUGUCUCUGCUUUCUCUCCGAUGUGCCCGAAUGAAGGUGGCAGGGUCUGCACGUUAUAUCGUGACGAGUGUAACUCACCUUUUUUUGUUUGUAUAAAAAUUAAUUGAAAUUUAAUUAGGCUAUUAAUAUAACUGUUCAAUUACUGUAAGAUGAGAAAAACUUUACCAUUAAUUAUAAAUUACAAAAAACUUGACGA